Malaya genurostris is the source of this 2003-nucleotide messenger RNA. It is a transcript of the gene not, whose product is annotated as ubiquitin carboxyl-terminal hydrolase nonstop. NCBI's taxonomy places the organism in Eukaryota, Metazoa, Arthropoda, Insecta, Diptera, Culicidae. The record is from RefSeq and is a predicted model, not a curated record. The transcript has 3 exons. Gene Ontology annotation, molecular function: cysteine-type deubiquitinase activity; zinc ion binding. Gene Ontology annotation, biological process: protein deubiquitination. The coding region runs from base 267 to 1871 and encodes 534 amino acids.
UGGUGUAUUUUAGUAGAAUGCGGCUUUCGGCUUUCUAGACAUGGUUGGAUUAGUAGUCGAAUUUACUAAUACGAAAAUUACAGUACUUUUAUGGUUAAAUAAUUAUUUUAUGAUUUGCUGAUUUUGGAAUAAGAUUUGAUGAUUUGUACGUCUUGACAGAUAUAUUGCCGGUAUGGGAUUGCAUCAAUAUUAAGUCCAAUUUUUCGAGUAAAAGUCAGAAGUGCGUGUAUUCAAAUUAGAUCAACUAUAUUAGUUAUUUUAGUGAUAUGUCGGAACACGGUUGCACCCAUUUCGUAGGUUUUGUCAAAGAGUUUGGGCUGGAAUCGUUCAGCGUUGUACACGCAUAUUUCAGUGUAUGUAUUAACAAAGAAGCCCGGCGUAGAAAAGCAUUGUCUUGUUUGUGCUACAAGUGCGGCAGUUCUGGUCCGCAACUAUAUUCGUGUCUGCACUGUAUAUUUUUCGGUUGCAAAGGCACUCACAUCAAUGAGCAUUGCAAGCUAACCAAGCACUACAUUGUACUGGAACUUUGCUAUGGUAUGAUCUUUUGCUAUCAAUGUAAAGAUUUUAUCUAUGACAACGAAUGUCAAGCAAUUGCUGAAAAACACAUUAAGAAAGAAGCAAAAAGCUUAAACAAGAGUUUAUCCUGGCGUCCGUGGUCGCCUUCGAAGCUUGAAAUUGAUUUGUUGCUGAAGAAUCCCAAACGGAGGCACGUGACUGCUUUUACCAGUAUUGGAUUGCGAGGACUACUAAAUCUUGGGUCGACGUGUUUCAUGAAUUGCAUUGUGCAGGCUUUGAUCCACACUCCACUACUAAGAGAUUAUUUCCUAUCCGAGCGUCAUGAGUGCCCUGCAAAGACGGCAGCCAAGUGUUUAGUAUGCGAGGUAUCUCGCUUGUUCCAAGAGUUCUAUUCUGGAGCCCGAGGGCCACUAUCAUUACACCGACUACUUCAUUUGAUCUGGAACCACGCCCGUCAUCUCGCUGGGUAUGAACAGCAAGAUGCGCAUGAGUUUUUCAUUGCUACUUUGGAUGUGCUGCACCGGCACUGUAAAAUAUCAAUGAACGAAAUGGCAGCGGAAAAGUCCAAACAUGCACAACAGCAACCACAUGAUACUAACCCAACCCAGUGUAACUGCAUCAUCGAUCAGAUUUUCACUGGUGGUCUUCAGAGCGACGUUGUUUGUCAAGCUUGCAACGGAGUAUCCACUACUAUCGAUCCUUUCUGGGAUAUUUCGUUGGAUUUAGGAGAAGCUCAGAAUCAGGGAUACGGCGGGCCACCGAAAUCGUUAAUCGACUGUUUGGAGCGUUUUACGCGAGCUGAACAUCUCGGAUCAAGUGCCAAAAUAAAAUGCUCCAGUUGCAAGAGCUAUCAGGAGUCCACUAAACAACUGUCAAUGCGAACACUGCCGAUCGUAGCUAGCUUCCAUUUGAAGCGGUUCGAGCAUUCUAGUCUGAUUGACAAAAAGAUCUCCACAUUCAUCUCAUUCCCUUCGGAGCUGGACAUGACACCAUUUAUGUCCAAAAAGAAGUCUGAACAACCUCAUUCGUCGUCAUCAACGUCAUCAUCCCCGCCGAAAUCUUCAAAAAGCUCUUCGGAUCGGAAACAUAGCAGCAGCGGGAGCAGUCAGAGUAAUGACGAAAAUUCUGCCGGUCCAUCGCACCACGAUGUGGGUGAUUUCCGCUACUCGCUGUACGCCGUGAUCAAUCACGUGGGAACGCUAGACGCUGGCCAUUAUACGGCUUACGUUCGGCACCAGAAAGACAUUUGGGUUAAAUGCGAUGAUCACAUCAUAACGACUGCCACCCUCAAGCAGGUUCUGGAUAGCGAAGGCUAUUUAUUAUUUUAUCAUAAGAAGAUUUUGGAAUACGAGUAAUCAAUUAAAUUGAACAUCGUUGGAUUCAAUGGUGAUAAGUACUGCGGUCGUUGAGUCCGAAAUCGCUAAAAAAAAGUGUGAUUUAGAACAUAAAUCUUCUGUAAUGAUUUUGAUUAAAAAUAUACUUUAUUG